Salmo salar (Atlantic salmon) is the source of this 4722-nucleotide messenger RNA. Lineage: Eukaryota; Metazoa; Chordata; Actinopteri; Salmoniformes; Salmonidae. The record is from RefSeq and is a predicted model, not a curated record.
GGUUGAUUCGCCUGUCUAUCAUUGACUCAUAAACCUGUUGAAGAGUGGGAAAGCGCAAGGGGUGGCAUGUUUUUCCUUCCUUCCUAACUUUAUUACCAAGAAUGCUCGGAGAAAUUAUAGUGAAAGUUAAAAGAAAGCCUUAGGAAGUCUGAAAGGCUGGUGGUGGCUGGCCCGCUCCAGGAUUCUGAGGUGCGGGAGUUUCCUCCGCCUCCUCUGGACUUCGAGGGGGCCCCGGCGUACUCCGUUUGCUCCAUACUGGAUUCGAGGCGUCGGGCGAGGGGCCUUCAGUACCUCGUGGAGUGGGAGGGGUACGGUCCGGAGGAGAGGUGCUGGGUUCCGGUGGAGGAUGUGUUGGACUCUUCAAUGCUGCGGGAUUUCCACCGUCUCCGGCCGGAUCGCCCUGCGCCUCACCCUCCGGGGCGUCCCGAGGCAGGUGUCGGCGCGCUGCUGGAGCCACGGGUCAGCGAGGGGGUACUGUCACGACUCCCGCCGAAGUCGGCUCCUCUCCUUGUUCGGGCGGCGCUUGGCGGUCGACGUCACCGGUCUUCUAGCCAUCGCCUCGCCACCUUUCAUUUUCCAUUUGUUUUGUCUUGUUUUUCCACACACCUGUUUUACAUCCCCUCAUCACUCUACGUGUAUAUUAUCCUCUGUUCCCCCCAUGUCUGUGUGUGUAAUUGUUCGUUACGCGUCAUGUGUGACGCUUCAUGCAGGUCUUUCCCGGGUCUUGUUUGGAACCCGUGGUAUUGUAUGCUGUACAUUAUUUGUGUGACGAGUGCGCUAUUCGCUUUUGCCUUUGGCGGGAGUGUCGUUACGCAGUUGCGUCCGACUGUUUUCCUUCUGCCAAAUAAUGUGUGCCUGUUCACUCAUCUCUGCUCUCCUGCACCUGACUUGAGUUUACCAGUUGCGCACACUGUUGACAAGGCCAAGAACCUGCACAAGUGCCUAGGACAAUGUGGUUGUGAGUAGAUUCUCUGGGGGCUUCUGCUGAAAGGUGUCAGUCCACAACCAUGACUCAGUCUGUGCAGGUCAACCCAAAGCUGCCUGAUCUGGGCGCACCGUUUCUAUACUCCAGUCGGGAAGAGGCGGAUCAACAGGGCUCUUAUUCGGUCCAGACACCGUAUGGCUUCCAGCUGGACCUGGACUUCCUCAAGUAUGUAGAGGAAAUAGAAAGCGGCCACCACGUCCGACGGGCACCCGUCAACUCCCGCAGGUCAUCCCGGGGGGUCAAAGUCUCCCAGCGGAGCCCGAGUGUGGGGGGACGCGCCAGCGGCUGGACCUCCACAGAGUCCCUCUCCUCGCCCGCCAGCGAAGAUGGUCGAGUGCCCCCUCCCCCGCCCCCACGGAAUCGCAUUGGCUCUGCUCCCAGUGAGGGGCAACCCCUGUCCUCGCUAUCUGUACUCAGCCCUCCUCUCUCUGCCGGCGCCAAAGUGCCACCACCACCUCCACUACGUAACCCCAGAGUAGAGAGGACCCUCCUGGAGACCAGCCUGAGACUGCAGCAGGAGCAGAGCCAUCAGCACCAAAAUGGCACCCGUUUCCAGCUCUCAGACCCACCAAAGCAAAACCCCAGGACUGCCCCUACCCAUGUCACCCCAGCUAGUGCAGCAGCCAGUGUGGAUGGCCAGCCCUUGCACCUGUCCUCUGCCUCUCCCAGCCCAUCUCAGAGUAGCCUGCACAGACCCAGUCCCCACACCUCCGGUAAGAGCACCCCGGCCUCUAGCACUGGAAUGGCUACUCUGCCCCCCAGCCAAUUGCAGACGGUGAGAGAACAGAUGGCCACUGCCCUGAAGCAACUGAAGGAGAUGGAGGAGCGAGUAAAGGGUGUCCCAGUGCUGGAAAGAGAGGUGGCCAAGCUACGGGCUGAGAAAGACAUGCUCCUACUGGCACUGCAGGAGAAGAAGACCUUGGUGGCCCAACAACAGGCUACAACAGUAGUCAGCAGUACUAAUACCACCACGUUGGACGCAGGCACACGGAGUCAGGAAUGUCCAAUUUUAUCCCCUAAGAGUCCCAGAUGUCCAAAGAGUCCGAGUAAAUUAGGGGACCUCAGAAAGCUGACAGAGAAGUUUGAAGGCAAGACAGAGAAAGAUGGAGCACUUUCUGAGAAAGUUCCGGAAAAGGUUGUGGAGAAGAAGUCUGUGGCCAUCGGGGACAACAUGUUGCUGGAUGCUGGGGUCUUCUACUACAGCCUGGGCACCAAGGACGCCUCAGAGGGCACGCCGCAGAUGGACGUCUGCGAGAAAGGAGUGGCCACGGAGGCGGCGGACAUCCGCGAGGAGGGGGUGCAGGCUGUAGUGGAGACAGAGGAGGCCUCAGUUUGGGUGAUGGAAUCCCAGCUGGGGCUAAGCAGCGAUGCCCAGAGGGAGAUCGACACCCUACAGGACAAUAUCAAGUUCCAGCAGGACUCCAUCUCGGUUCUGGAGGGGCGACUUGGCCAGGCUGACGAGGAGCUGGCGGUGCUCAAAGCCCAGGAGAAUGAAAGGAAGUCCAAGGCAACGUCUGAGAAGGGGGUCCUUGCCAAACCAGACUCUGCCCAUGCCCAAGUGGGGACUGAACCCUCUACAAUGUCCACACCAGCUUCACAGAAUGUUGCAGUCUCCUGUUGUCCUGAGGUGGUUGACGCAUGUGUAGGUGAGGAUUUAAGAGCCGGAUAUUACGAUCAGAGCACUCAAACUGACUCUGUGGAGAGCCCUGCAGAAGUGGAAUCAACCCCAGUAGUACUGGUCAGCACUGGAAGUCAAUGGGAGAAUCUGUACAAGGAGGAGGACAUAGAGCAGAAAGCUCCAGUCACUGCGCUGAAGAGGAGACAGACGACCAUCGCGGAGUACAAGGUCAACCCUGGCGAGGAGACGGUCUGUUUACCCGAAGGAAAGGGAGUGAAAGAGGAGGAAAUGGCGCCCAGCACUCCAACAACUGCAACAACGGUUGGAAGUAUGUUGAAAUCAAUCAUGAAGAAGAAGGAUGGGAGUAGUUCCAGUGAAUCACGCAGCAGCGGCAAGAAAAGCUUGCAGUUUGUUGGCAUUCUCAACGGGGGGUAUGAGUCGACAUCUAGUGAAGAGGAGGAGGAUGAGGAUGAUGAGGAUGAGGGGAGUUCCUCAGGUGGCAGUGAAGUAGGCGAUUGCUCAGACGGUAGUGAUGAUGAAGAUGCAGCGGCUGCUCUGGAGGAGACCUCCGAUGAGGAGAGGAACAUGAAUAUGGAUGACACCGAUAGUGAUGAUGUGGCCUUAGCAGCAGGGACUGGAGCCACUGAGGAGAGUCCAGAUACAGUGAAAGAGAAGUUUGAGCUCAGUGCAAAAAUGCGUGAAGCUUGUCUCAUUUUGAAGAACCAUCUGAAUGAUGAUGUCAAAACACUGAAGAGUAAAGAAGUGAUCUCCAGCACUCACACUGUGCAGCUGGAAUGGUUCCGCAUCUCCAGUGCCAAGCUGGCCCAGCCGCCCCGUGUCUCAGACUACCUGAUGGCCUUCACAGAGGUCUCCUCUGCUUUGCUGGCCCACGUCGUCAACAUGACCGAUGGCAAUGGUAACACGGCCUUGCACUACAGCGUCUCACACUCCAACUUCACUGUGGUGGGGCUACUGCUGGACACAGGCAUGUGUUGUGUAGAUAAGCAGAACAAGGCAGGCUACACUGCGAUCAUGCUGGCGGCCCUCUCAGCUGUGAAAGAGGAGGAUGACAUGGUGGUGGUCAGGAAGCUCUUCAGUCAGGGCAACGUCAACGCCAAGGCCAGCCAGGCUGGCCAGACGGGGCUGAUGCUAGCUGUUAGCCAUGGACGGCAGGAGAUGGUGCGGGCGUUGCUGGACUGCGGGGCUGAUGUGAACGUGCAGGAUGACGAGGGCUCCACGGCGCUCAUGUGCGCCAGCGAGCACGGCCGCGCCGAGAUUGUCUCGCUGCUCCUGGACCAGCCAGGCUGUGACAUCUCCAUUGUGGACAAUGACGGCAGUAAUGCUCUGUCCAUCGCCCUGGAGGCCUCUCACAAUGACACAGCUGUGCUGCUUUACGCCCACAUGAACUACGCCAAGGCCCAGACAGCUGGGACGACCAAGACUCGAAGCCCCACUAGUCCUCAAAAGACAUGGCCUGCUGCGGAGUAAUGGGCCACCAAUAUGGAAAAAUAAACAUAACUGGACUUGAGCAUUGAAAAUGCGCCACUGGAAUACUGCCGCUGUCUACAUAAAUAUAUGUAUUUAUAUAAUGGCAUAUGUCAUUCAUUUAUUUGUAUUGUUAAUAUAAUAUUAUUUUUUCAAUAAAUGCCUUAAACCAUUAUUAUAUAAGCCAAUAAUCUGCAUUUGCAACAUUUCUGACUAGGUCAAGUCUGCAGCAUAUUUUUCUAUGAUACAGUAAAGCAGACCUCACAUAUAUUUGCACUCAUUGACUGUGUUUAGUUUUUAGUUCCCCUCCCCCUUUUAAAGGCGCACUGCAGCUAUUUAAAAAAAGUGCAAGUGCAAACUUCAUGGAGUAGGCCAUUCGACGGGUUGGUCUGAUGGUGCCCUCUGAUGUCAUCGGCUUCCCCCUUGCUUGUAGUAACAAUAGAGAACACCUGGACCACCUAUUUAUAUGUUCCUUUUGUUAAGUAAAUCAGGUGAUAAAUUAACUGAAAAUGAGACUGGAGUAGUAGUCUUCUCAAUCUUCAUGCCAAAAUAGUUCCAAGUUUGCACUAACUGUCUAUGCCUUGUAUAUUCAUGUAUCUAUUGUCAUGUAAAAAAUAAACAUAUAUUUACAUAA